ACGACAACUACGCUCUUGAAAUUCGUGUCCUGCCGCUAUUUGGCGUUCACUAUUGCUGUUAUCUGCCCUGGAUUGUUAAAACAACAUCGCCAUCAUACGCAGAAACUAGCCAAGUUAUAAGAGGUCGACGUAUCUUCUACUCAUUUCCUCGUUGUCAAUCAUUGGACAUUACCCAGCCAAGGUGAUUGUGUUUCGUACACUAAARCACCGACCUAAACAUGGCUUCAAGAGGAAAGAAAAGAAGAACUUCGUUCUCUGGUGGCACAGAAAUCAAGACUUCGUCACGUUAUUGUACAAGAUCGUUUACUAGAGAGAGGAGAGCUAGUGGAAUCGAAAAUAUCGGCCCUUUCUUUGGUGGCUUACCGCCAGAAAUGAUCAGGCUGUUAGUGACUUUUUUAGAUGCACCAGCGUUAUCAAAUUUCGGUUCAACUUGCCGACUACUGCGGUCUUACACGGAAGGAAUGUGGCCUGAACUGUGCAAAUGUCAAGGGCUGCAUUUUCCUCUAACAGUUCUGUGUGUUGCAAAUCCUAUAAAUUCUAGCUCCGAAUAUGACUAUGAUAAAGCGUUAGAGCUCUGUUCUGGAGAGAAGAAGUGGAAAAUAGCUGCGAAGAGGAAUUGGUUGUAUUCUAGAUGGAGAUGUGUGGUUUGUUAUCGAGGAUGUUCUCAACGUGUGGAUGCUCAUUUUGAUGUCGCGUUGUGUGACACUUGUCACCCACUUUUCUACCGCCGGAAGUGUCACGCAAAGGAGCAAUUUAGUUUAACAGAAAAAGACCUAAGAUCAUUAGACAACGAUUCCUAUGAAUAUAUAGUCUCUGAUCUCAUUAGAAUUGCUAGACAAAAGUAUGGAAGCAAGACAGCUCUUGAAGAAAGACUGCUGGAGAGACAAAAACAGAGAACAAAGCGAGAAGCUGAAAAACAAUGUGCCUUAGUGCACCGAGAAAGAGAUGUUGUCAGAGCACUGGAGACAUUAAACAGUUCUUAUGAAGAUAUCAUGGAGGUUGACGCAAGGUGCAUGCCAUAUGUUAGUACCCCUGGUAGUUAUCAGUAUUCACCUCAACAGCUGCCAGAGGAUGCCGCAAAGUGGUUGAUUGCAUGGAAGGACAGGCAGGAGAGAAGAAACAAGCUGUUGCUUGCAGAAAUUAGUGCUAGAGCAUCAAGGUGCAAAGGCUGCAGAGCAAAGUAUGAUCAUAGGAUAGUACAAGUUUCUAAGUGUACACACGUAUCCAACGAAGAAGCAUCACAACUCAUAAAAUCAAUUAAAGAGCACUUUAACCAUGAUAUAGCACACUAUAGUCGGCAUGGACAGCUUUCCUUAGAAACAGGAGUAUAUGAUUUAGAGCACAGAUCAGCGCAAGAACUCUUUCUUAGAAAUGAGAGAAGAAUGAAGUUGAAAGAGGAACUAGAAUCUCAGUGGGAUGAAUGGCCAGAAAUUUUAAGAGGAACAAAGGAUCCAAUGAACUGUACAUUUUCUCAAGACUAUAUCUACAAAGGUGUAGCUGUACUAGAUGCUGAAGGGAACAAGUGUAAACUACGGACGGCUAAAGAUGUUGCUCGCAUCAUUCUUGCCCAAGCUCAUGGAUGGAACAGAAGAUGUAACCAACUGAAGGAAGAGUUGACAACAAAGGGAUUCACUCCACCAUUCACUGCCCUCAAACUGGAGAGUCAGUUACUAAUUGAUGAUUUCAUUGACAACAUGAUCGUCGUAAGAGGUGACCAUAUAGUAGCAUGUACAGCAUCAGAGGUUGCUGAUAGAAUAGCUAUAAUUCAAGGAUUAGAGGAGGAACAGAAGUCCUCAGUAGCUGAAAGAUGUGCCAGGAUCUAUGCAGAAUGCAACCCCAAACCAGAUUACAAUGGAAUGAAACAGGAGAGAAGAUCAUCUUUAGUUAAAAAUAUGAAUCUCAAGUCAACAGUAGAAGAAUUAGUCAAACAGAACCCCUGUUGGUACGCAGCACAGGAAUACAUUAAUUGUGGAACCACAACUUCAUUAUUUGGGUACAAGAUUAACACCUUGGAUGCCGUCGCAGAGCUCAUCAACCUGAAAUCUGUACUCAAAGCCAACAAACACAAAGUCUUCAAUACCCAAAAAUAAUCAUUUUCAUUCAUUCUUGAAUAUAAAAAUCAUAUCUUGAAUAUAAAAUCAUAUCGUGCAAUUUUAAAUGCAGAUACCAAGAAAAUAUUUUCACUCUUUGAGUUUUCUAAGUAUUUGCGGUGAUAUUAGGUUUAUAUAUUAACAAAUUUAUUGUUUAAUUAGGAGCUGUUUCGUUCCAAUGAUUAAGGUGAAAACAUGCUGCAAAACCAUGUUGGUACUUGAAAAACGAAAGUCGGAAUUUUUGUUUCGUUUUGUGGCCAUCCAUUAUAAUCAUUAAGAUGCUUUGAGGGUACCCAUUUGAGUGGUAAUUUGCAUAGAAACUAGAAACCAAUGCCAUAGGUCUUGAUAUUGUGGAGGUAACGUGAAAAGUAUUUUUAUUACGAGGAUCCUAAAGUAGAGCAACUACAGAACAACUAAUGUCACAUAUCGUGUUUUGCAAAUUGUGUACGAAAGACAUUUUCUCAUUUAUUUUGAAUAUUUGAUUAUUUACAUUAUUUCACUGAAGAAUGUUUUAUGAUGAUGCUGUUGUUAUAAUACUACCCUUAAUUAAUAAACCCUUGAUAAUAAUUCGCCUUAUAUAGUGGAAAUUUUGCUCUUGGCAUGUGAUCUGUCACCUUGUAAUUCCCCAAAAUGCAUCGUUUUAAAAGUUAUACUUUGAAAACCAAGAAAUUAAACUUGGUAUGUAUAUUAGACAAAAUAUAAAACAGAUUAAACCAAUUUUGUGAAAAAAAAUCAUAAGAAAAAAAAAUCAUUUUGAUAAAGUUUUGGAAUCAUUACGAUAGAUGUUGUAAAAAGUUCAAAUGUUUCGUUUAACAAGAGACCCAAUCACUUUUUUCCCAUUUCAAACCACACGUCAUUCCCUUGAGUAAAAUUUUUUUUGUUUAUGAGUAAUUCUUAAGAAGAAUUCAAAUAAGUAUACGUGAAUGAUAUAUGUCUGAAGUGGGAAAACAGUGAUUAAUUUGGUUGAUGUCUGUAUAGAAAAGUAGAAUAUUUACUAGGUUCAAAAUUAUUGUGUGUGUACAGCUAAGAGUAGAACUUGAGUACGAGAGAAUGCUCUUAAUUUGUACCUUCCUAUUAUAAACCCCUUUUUAAAAAAUGCUGAGUGAUGUUUCAUCUCUCCAGUUUUGAUAAUCUUUGGUAAAGGUUUGUGUUAACUUCUUACCCAUACAUUCCAUUGUUGUAAGAAAAUUUAAAAGCAAGUUUCUCAUGUUUGAGAAAACUAUUGAAAUAAAGUCAAAAUGCAAUAACAUUUUAAAAUCUGUUAUUAUUGUCAUAAUUAUUAUCUGUACAAGGCCGUAGUCACCACUUGGUCAGUGGUCCAGUUUUUAAAAAAAGGUGGUCCAGUUUUUUAUAUUUACUUGUGUAAUACAGUAAUGUCGCACCCCCUAAGUAGAGCUGUCGAGAUUGGCCAAAACAWAAAAUAGUUUAGAUUAUUUACUUGUUCCUAUUGUUUUGUUUAUAUUGUUUCUCAAUCUAAUUUGUCAUCCUGUUAGAGCUGCAACCUUCUUGCCUGUGUAAUAAGUAAUUUUUAAUGAGGGGGAAAAUGGAACUGAAGGUAAAAAAUUGUGCGGUUAAAACCGGACCAACUGUACUGGUGACUACAGCCCUGCUGUACUUAAUUU
Messenger RNA from Actinia tenebrosa (Australian red waratah sea anemone), 3712 nucleotides. RefSeq lists its product as uncharacterized. The record is from RefSeq and is a predicted model, not a curated record. Lineage: Eukaryota; Metazoa; Cnidaria; Anthozoa; Actiniaria; Actiniidae.